Schizosaccharomyces octosporus yFS286 is the source of this 2340-nucleotide messenger RNA. Its product is annotated as transcription factor. Lineage: Eukaryota; Fungi; Ascomycota; Schizosaccharomycetes; Schizosaccharomycetales; Schizosaccharomycetaceae. The record is from RefSeq and is a predicted model, not a curated record. Bases 1 to 2340 code for a protein of 779 amino acids. The transcript has 3 exons. Gene Ontology annotation, biological process: DNA-templated transcription. Gene Ontology annotation, molecular function: DNA binding; zinc ion binding.
AUGGAACCAACUUCACCAAAACACCUAAAUGACUACUCCUGGAAAAAGGCCAGUGUGAUCGUGUUUGGCCUUGCUCCAAUUGUAAAAAACGAGGAAUUUCCGAUUUAUGUCCAGAUUCAAUUGUUGCUAACAAGUUCCUUUUUUGGGAGUAGUGAUAAAUUGAUCAAGCUUUUAUUAUCUCGAAUGUCUAAGCUACAAGCUGCUGUCAAUUCUUACGAUAGCAACCAUGAAUCCUUAUUUAUAUCCCAAGAGGACCAAGAAGUUAUCCAUUCUUUGUGUGAAAAAUACAUGGAUCCAAUAGAACAAUCUCCUCCAUCAUCAUCUUUAUUGGAGAAGACUCACUCACCAUUAGCGCAACACCAGUCCAUGGAGUCAGGAAAGGAUGACAACAAUCAGACAAAUAUAUCUUCUGGAGAUGCGACGCUUGCGGACGUUUCACAAAUGCUUGGCUGUCUCAAAAUCAGCUCCCAUGGUCAUUUUAAUUAUUAUGGUGCCUCUUCUAGCCGAUCUUGCAUCCCCCAAUCGGAUCCAAAUUUUGAAGAAGAUGAUUUCUUUUCUCUUCAAAGGUCACUGUUGUAUCCCUCUUCUUCUUCUUCUUCUUCUUCUCUCUUCCAUUGGAGUCAUCGCGUUCCUGAUGUAUUAAAUCCUACCAAUCUAUGUGAUAUGCUUCCUGUCUCUCAAUUUUCUAUUCGCCUUAUAAACCUUUAUUUCGACAAUGUGGGAUGGAGUUGUCAUGUGAUUCAUCGCCCUUCCUUCGAAAAGGCCUGUCUUGACCUAUACGUUCAGAACUCGUCUAAAUCUCCGCCUCAACCUCACUUUCUUGCCCUUACCUAUAUGGUUUUUUGUCUUGGUACCUUAUUUGCAUCUCCUGCAUUAGUGAGAAACAGAAAAUCCCUUGCGCAUGAGUUUUACCUUCGUGCGCAGUUGUGUUUUGAUAUAUCAUACUCCUCCUUCGUACCUUCCGUCGAUGCAGUCGUUUCCCUCAUCCUUAUGUGCCAAUACUCCUACUUUUGUGAUCUUCUUGAACGUACCAAUUUUGCUUGGAACUGUAUUGGAACGGCUACCCGUAUUGCUGUUGCUAUGGGCAUGCAUCGGGAUGGUGAAGUUUUUGAACUUUCCGCUUUCCAGUUGCAUAUGCGUCGAAUGAUUUGGACGGAGCUUUUGUUUUUGGAUAGAAUGCUCUCGAUGAGCCUAGGAAGACCCUAUGCCAUUAGUAACGAUCAAACUAACGUUUUACCUCCUUCCAACAUCGCAGACUCUAGCAUCUCUCCAGAUAGUCUGUUUAUUCCAGAACCAUCUACAUUACGAACAGAAGCUAGUUUUACUAUUGUUAAAGCUGAAAUUUCCAAGUAUCUGGCGAAUGCCCUCAACCGUGCUUUUAAAUUUACACCUCCUAGUUACUUGGAAGUACAGAAUUUAACUAAAGAGUUGUCGGAAUUGGGAAACAACUUACCAGAUUAUUUUCAUGUUACAGAGGAUACUAAGAAUGUAUCGCCCGUCAUAAUAAUGGAGCAGUAUUCUAUCAAGUUCAUCAUUCUUCAGGCUUUACUAUACUUACAUCGUCCUUGGUUUGUAAGAGCCGUUACGCGUACCGAAGAAAGAAACCAAUACGCUACCUCCUUAUCCCUUUGUACUUCUGUUUCUCAUGAUCUCAUCCACAUCCUUUAUUCUUUGAUGUGCUUAGUUCCCAUUGAGCCUCUUCGUUGGUGGGUAUUCCGUUUUCACUCGCUGAACGCUGGCAUCAUUCAAGGAGCUUACGCUUUAAGCUUUCCAAAAACAAGCUAUGCAAUAACUGCCUAUAACGAUUUACGAUAUAUGUGCAAAAUCUUUGAACAUCUCAGAGACGGGUUUUCUUUUUCCAAUAAAGAUUUUGACUUUUUAACUAGCCUAAAAGCCAAGGUUCUUGAACGUUUUCAACUGACCAGUCAGGGAAUUGAUAAUGAAUUGCUUAUGGAGGAAAUUCCCUUUCUUCAGUUUAACGUCCCCUCUUCUAGAUCAAACAGUCGGUCUCCUGACGAUGCUACGGAAAAAGCAGAACAAUUACGGCAAAUGAAUGGUCUUGGAAUUUCAAUGAAUCAUUCAACCAUGACGCAGUCCGAACACUUGCCAUAUUAUGAACAAGAAAACCCUCUUUUGUUUGAUUCAUUAUCUUGGCAUGUACCAAAGAACGAAUUUGACCUUUAUAACCAUUCAGGUACAGAAUUAUGGGAUGCCAGUAACUGGAUAAUGUCGGAAAAUGAAAAGCCUUUUGUUCCCAACCUCUCUACGAGUCUGGAACAGUUUUUAUGGGAUAGUGGUUCGAAAAUAAAUGUGGAGGACACGCACUUAUCGACGGGUUAG